This is a messenger RNA of Chara braunii, 2530 nucleotides long. The record is from the annotation of a GenBank genome assembly. NCBI's taxonomy places the organism in Eukaryota, Viridiplantae, Streptophyta, Charophyceae, Charales, Characeae.
GGCAGGGAGAUGACACGUGUCAUGUCCAUGCAGUCGAACGACCGCGGAGGCAAUUCAAACUGCGCUUGCAGUGUUUUGAAAGCAUCUGACGUCAAUUGCGUCCACAUGCAGUCUACACACCCAGCCUCAGCAUCUUGAUGACACUCGGUGAAGGUAUACACCUUGACCAGUUCGUUGAUGACGACGUCGCAGACGACGGCGGCGGCGGCUGUGACGACCACGUGGAGGAUUGCAGGGGAUCUGUCGUCUUGAUUGUCGCGCAAGGGGAAUCCGAAUCCGCCUCCGCACAAGAACUCUGGGAGGUAGUCGUGGCUUAAUUCUACCCUCCUCCCUUAACAUCAGCUCUGGGGAGUCAGUUGGGUAGCCUAUGCCUAUGCUCAUGAAUAGGUCGCAGAGGAGAGUAGCAGCAGCAGCUCUGAUUAGGUCGCAGAGAAUAGCAGCAGCAGCAGCAGCAGCUCGCGCUUGAUGGUCGGUAUCGGCAGCCAUCCGUUUGGUAGUACACACCUUCUCCUCCUUUCUUGACGCUCCACGUGUCCAUCGUCCGUCGGCGCGCUCCGAUCAAGGUAUUGAUUGGAUCCACGUGGCAUCGAUCGAUCCAUCGAGCGCGCAAGGAGGCGGGCGACGGGGUGUGCGACGACCGUCGCGCACGGCGGCGGCCACAAUGAGUACCGCGGAAGUAGAGGCUGUCGAUUUCGAGCCGGAGGAGGAUGAUCUUCUCGAUGAGGACACGGCUAUGGAGGACGCGGCGGAUCAGAAGACGGCGGGAGUGACGUGGCAGCAGCCGGCGCAGCCGUCUGUCGCUGCCGCGUCAUCACAGCAGGCGAUCUCUGGUCGGACGCUGAAGUCGACGAUCACAGGCGCGGGAUUGUCGGCGGUGCAAGCGGCGGCGGCGGCGGCGGCGGCGACGGCGGGGGUUGCGACGGCGGCGGUGGGGGGGAAGACCGAUGCGCCGCCGGUGCAGGCGCAGGCGCAAGCGCAGGCGCAAGCGCAGGCGCAGGUUGGCCUUCCGCCCUCCGCCGCCGCCGCCGGCCCCACCUCCGGCGGAGCGUCGUGGAAGACGAAAGGGCGGGGCUUCCGCGACGAUCUUGGCGCUGAUCGAGGGGAGAGGUUUCAUAACAACGACUUUGAGUCGUUGGAUUCGUACGGCGGCGGGCCUGGACCGCAGAGAUCGGUCGAAGGAUGGAUUAUACUAGUGACCGGUGUGCACGAGGAAGCGCAAGAGGAAGAUAUACACGAGGCUUUCGCCGAGUUUGGAGAGAUCAAGAACCUUCAUCUCAAUCUUGAUCGACGGACUGGAUUCGUUAAAGGGUACGCCUUGAUUGAAUACGAAUCCCGAAGAGAAGCGCAAGAAGCCAUCGAGAAGAUGAACGGCAAGGAACUGCUAACGCAACCCAUAUCCGUUGAUUGGGCGUUUAGUAGGGGGGCGAUCCGACGGACGCAUGCGCCUCGACGAAGAUCUCCACGCGGAGCACGCAGAUCCCGCAGCCCGCGCCGACGGCCUUAUUAAAGAUCCGCCGGCGGCGGCGGCGGCGGCGGCGGCGGCUGCUUCACGUGUAUCGCGGCGGCGCAUUCAUCAGCAUCAUCCCAUCAAUGUAUCCCCAUUGCGUCGAUCAGUUCGUUGGCCCGCUUGCUUGCUUGCUUGCUUGCUUGCUUGAUUGAUUGAUUGCUGGCUUGCUUGGUUGAUUGAUUGCUGACUGGCUCGAUUGCUUUGCUGGCUUGAUUGAUCGUUGGUCGUUCAAUUCCAUCUUCUGACGAUUAUUCGCGCUACGCGCGAUGUGCAAUAUGGUUAGUGCUAGGCGGCGGCGCCACGUGGCGCCGUGCUAUGUCGUACUUUGUCGGACUUUGCUAGGCUAUGUGAAGACUGUGCAGCGAUCGGGUUGCUUAUGUGUUCGGAUCAUGUCUCCCAAUUUCGGUAGUAGAGGUGGAAUGCCACCAGUCGGGAUCGGGAUGUCGUUACAGAGAAAAGCUUUGUCGAUGUGUCUUCGCCGUGGUCUAGGGUUUUGGCUUUGCUCGUGCUGUGCCAUGCUUUUAUGUGGUGCUACGCAGUGUACUAAGUUGGGAGAACAAGCCCCCAUUCAGAAGAGAGGCAGAGAAGAAGGAAAAGGUAGCUGGUGAGUCGUUUUUUUUUUUUGUUUUUUUUUUUUAAUUUCAACUGCUUUAUUAGCUGUUUUCAAGAAACCAAUGCCCUUAGAGAUAAACGGUUGAGAUCGAGCCUUUCGUUAUAGAUGGUCGGGAUCGGAGCCAUCGUUGGAUCGGGAUCGCGGCCAUCGUUUGUCAAACGCAGCUGAGAGUUGGAGGGGUGAAGAAGAAGAGGGAAUAUGGAUGUGUACCAAUGUGAAAAAGGGUGGCUGGACAUCGAUGGCUGGAUAUAAAUAACUUUUUUUAUUCGAGUCUGUGGCUCUUCUGUGUCUAACCUAAUCCUCCUCACUUCUCUCUCUCUCUCUCUCUCUCUUUCUCUCUUUCUCUCUCCCCCCCCCUCCUCCGUCUUCUUCUGCUGUGCAGUAUCUGUCAAUCAAUCUAUCAAUCAAUC